AUGGCUGAGGAAAAUUCUCUUUCUGAUCAUGUACUUAAGAUGAUCAAGUUAAUUGAACAAGUGGAAGGAUUUGAUCUUUACUUGGAAUAUAGGCUCCAAGUUAAUCUCAUCCUUCAGUCCCUCUCACGAAGCUUCAAGUCUUAUAUCACCAAUUUCAACAUGAACAAAUUGGUGACGACUAUAGAAACACUUUUAAAGCUUCAUGGCUCGUUGAAAUCAUUUGAAAAGCUGAUGAAAGGGGACAAGGAGACUAUUCUUGCUAUUUCCAGUCUUGUUUAUAACAGAAACAAGAAAAAGAAAGGCAAAAAGCCUUUCUCCAAGACAUAG
Molecule: messenger RNA, 327 nt
Organism: Pistacia vera
Lineage: Eukaryota; Viridiplantae; Streptophyta; Magnoliopsida; Sapindales; Anacardiaceae
Exons: 1
Coding region: 1-327 (108 amino acids)
Source: RefSeq, a predicted model, not a curated record